Messenger RNA from Annulohypoxylon truncatum, 1942 nucleotides. RefSeq lists its product as uncharacterized. The record is from RefSeq and is a predicted model, not a curated record. NCBI's taxonomy places the organism in Eukaryota, Fungi, Ascomycota, Sordariomycetes, Xylariales, Hypoxylaceae. The coding region runs from base 1 to 1641 and encodes 546 amino acids. The transcript has 2 exons.
AUGAUCGGUCUUCGAGAAAGAACGGGCAAUCGUACUACGCCUUCUACUAAGGCAAACGUAUCGGAUAUGGGGUUCUUUGCGGAUCCAGCUGCUUUGACGUCGAUUAGUGAUCGCCACGGAUUGAUAGACGAAAUGAGAAACGGCCGAAACUCGCUGCGACAGCGCUUCAUACAGAGUCUCAACCGCAAACGAUCCUUUCCAGCAUGGCAGCCAGCACAGUCGGUGGAAUAUGGCACGACCCGCGACGACAAUCAAGAGAAACAGACUUCCUUAAUUCGAAAGAGCAUCAGUUCCCUCUCAUCAUCUUUGAGAGACAGCUUCUCUUUAGACUCUUCUGCCGAAGACGAAAAUAGACCCUCCGUGAUUCGGAAGAGUUUCGGUUCUAUGUCGUCCUCGCUCAGGGGCCUUCGUACUUCUUUGGGCUCUCGGCCAUCUCAAGAUCAAGAAAAUGACUCGGAAAAGCUUCCAUACUGCGAUUUUUCGAGAUCUAUCGGAUACGCAAGCGGUAUUUCAGGUCGUUCAAAUCGUCGCGGCUUUGGACGCUCAUCUAACGCCUCGUCCGGUGACAACUCUAUUCCCCAGCUUCCCGGUCUUGACGAGAUGAUCGCAAAGGCAAGGGCCGAGAGGCUCUCCUCCGAUGACCAAUCGCCAAACUCACUUUUCAGUAUGAGCAUAUUCGAUGGUCUUGACCGCCCGAUUGCCACAGACUACCCUGACAAGGAGUAUACUGAGCCAGCAACUGAACAACCUCCUCCCAUCCUAGGGAGGUUUCCGAUCCGACUCAAGUGUCCCAAUCCAACAUUAUCGAAAAGAAUAGCUAGGUCAAAAGCUGAACAACGUAUUCAACCAAGAGUCCCAAGUGAUGAUUCGGGUUAUUCAAGUGGUUCAGACAAAACAAAGGAUAAUGCAAGCAACACACCUGGGACAUCAAAAGUCCCUGUAACUUGGCUUGACUCUAUUUUGGAAAUGACGGUUGCUACGCGAGAUGGUGUAAGACAGGUUCGUAUACCGACCGAAACAGAGGAAGAAAGAUACACACGCCUAAGCAAAAAGGUAUAUGUCUUUGUUCCUGACGAGACCGAUCAUGCCAAGCCGUGGCCGAAGAAAACUUACCCCGAUCUGAAAACAGCUCUCGUGGCUAUCUGCACCCGCUACAAGCCGUUUUACGCCCCAUUCGCGGCGUAUACAAAUUUGACCCGUACCGUUCAGCUCUUCCCGGCCGAUUUCAAACUGCCGAGAAAUACUUCUGUCAUUCCGGGUAGCAUCAUGUUCACCAUGCAGGAGGCGUUAGACAAUUGGGAAUCCACGUUGUUUUGUCGCAGCUUAUCCGUUGUGGAAGAAGAAACAGAAGACCAGGGGACGAUAGAAAUGACGUUCGACACGGGGGCAGAGUUCGGAUCUGAGGGAACGUGUGAAAUCUCACCGCCCCCAUCCUACAACAUUAGCAAUCAUGAAUCCGAUGAGACUCUUGAUUACAGCAUGCUGGAGCCGUCGCCGGAGUCUUCCAUCCUCAUCGAGACCAACCCGUUGAAGAACCCGAAUCAGCUCAUGGAGGACUCGCAGACGUCAUGGACGGACCAGUCGAUGUCGACGGAGGAUUAUGAUAUGACUAUAGCUUCGCGGAUGGGUUUCAUCGGCUAAGCGAAUGAUGAAGGGGUGACUGUUUGCACGGGUUCGUAGACCAGUGUGUCUGAUUACAGUUUUAUGGAGAGCUCGCGACUUGUUAGAAUUAGUUGACUUUCGUUUAAUAUCGGCGGUGGACUGCUGUAGAUUGGACGAGACAGAGUAGGCAGAGAAUAGACGGCACCGUUGCACUAUCCCGAGCCAAGAGGGUAUUUCAAGAUCCAAGUACUGAAGCAUGAAAAUAGAUCAAGCCGAAAACAUCUUCAACUUCAUUCUUUCUCGAAAUUAUUUGAGAAAUAGGAUGUGAUAUUAAAAAGUG